UUAGUACCGACCUGAACUGUUGGUCGGUAACUAUCUUAGCGGCUUUUCUCCACCACAUUUGAACUGAAAGGAACAGAAGUGCCAUAUUUUUGAGUUCACCGAGAGGACCACAGAAUUCAUAAAUCUCAGAGGAUGGCUUUAUUAUUGACGCAUCCGUCCCUGAUGUAACGGAGCCGAGCGGACAUGCCACGUCGUCUUAGCACACCUGAACACGUGUGAAAGCCCCUGAUGACGAGGAGGAUGCCCUGACACGUGACGUCAUGGAGGAACACACCUGUACUCGAAGCAGCUGCCAGUGAAGGUUUGAUUCGUCCACAUCACCUGCUCAUCCACUCCAGCAAUGGGAAGGAUUAGCAUUUCCUGCCUGUUUCCAGCAUCCUGGCACUUCAGCCUGUCUCCGGUGGUUCUGCCGCGGUUCCUGUUGCUUUCCUUCAGGCAGCUGCUGCUGCUGGGUCUGUUGGCUGGUGUGAUGGGGCUGCUGUACCUGCUGCUGGUCACAGGGAAGGGCCAGUACAGCUGGCUAAGAGAGGAGCGACACCUCCACACACGUUUGGGUCGGGUGCCGGACAUGGAGGCCACGGACACCAAUAACCCCAACCUAAACUACGGGCUGGUGGUGGACUGUGGCAGCAGUGGCUCCCGUGUGUUUGUGUACACCUGGCCUCGGCACAACGGCAACCCACAUGAGCUCCUGGACAUCAAACAGAUGCGAGAUCAGAACAGGAAGCCUGUAGUGAUGAAGAUCAAGCCAGGUAUUUCAGAGUAUGCUUCCACACCAGACAAGGCCAGCGACUACAUCAGCCCUCUGCUGAGCUUUGCUGCUCAGCACAUCCCUAAGAACAAGCACCAGGAAACGCCUCUCUACAUCCUGUGCACCGCAGGAAUGAGAGUCCUGCCUGAAAGCCAACAGGAAGCCUUGCUGGAGGAUUUGCGCACUGACAUUCCUGUAAAUUUCAACUUCCUGUUCUCCGACUCCCAUGUGGAAGUUAUCUCAGGCAAACAGGAGGGAGUAUAUGCGUGGAUAGGAAUCAACUUUGUUCUGGGCCGAUUCAAUCAUGUUGAGGAUGAACAUGAGGCCGUGGUGGAGGUGCAGGUUCCUGGCAGUGACCAGCAGGAGACGCUGGUGCGCAAGCGUACGACUGGUGUAUUGGACAUGGGUGGUGUCUCCACUCAGAUCGCAUACGAAGUGCCCAAAACUGUAAGCUUUGCUUCUCCACAACAGGAGGAGAUAGCCAAGAAUUUGCUGGCAGAGUUUAACCUGGGCUGUGAUGCUCACAGAACAGAACACGUGUACCGCGUUUACGUCUCAACAUUUUUGGGUUUCGGUGGAAAUGCAGCCCGCCAGAGAUAUGAGGAAAACCUCAUCUACAACACACAAGUCCAAAACAAGCUGCUGGCUCAGCAUCAAGGAGAGAGUGCGGACUCACCCAUCCUCGACCCCUGUCUGCCAGCUGACCUCCAGGACGAGGUGGGUCCUCAGGAGCAGAGGGUGCACCUGAGAGGCACUGGAGACUUCAGUCGCUGCCGUCUGCUGCUCCAGCCGUUCCUCAACCGCACCAACGACACCAACACCUCGCUGAACGGAGUCUAUCAGCCGCCCAUCGACUUCACCAACAGCCAGUUCUACGGCUUCUCGGAGUUCUACUACUGUACUGAAGAUGUGCUGCGCAUGGGAGGAGACUACAACUCCACCAAAUACUCCAACGCUGCUAAGAGUUACUGUGCCACCCAGUGGACGACUUUGAAAGAGCGGUUUGAUCGAGGACUUUACGCCUCACAUGCUGAUCAACAUAGACUGAAGUAUCAGUGCUUCAAGUCUGCGUGGAUGUAUGAGGUGCUCCACUCAGGUUUUGUGUUUCCAGCGGCGUAUGAGAAUCUCAGGACGGCCCUGCUGGUGUAUGACAAAGAAGUGCAGUGGACACUAGGAGCCAUUUUGUACCGCACACGUUUUCUACCUCUGAGGGACAUCCCGCAGGAGAGUCUGAAGGGCUCUCACUCUCACUGGCAGCACAGCUUCUCCUUCAUGAACAACCACUAUCUGUUCCUGGCCUGUUUUCUGGUGGUGGUUCUGUCCAUCCUCCUUUACCUGCUCCGUCUGAGACGCAUACACAAGCGCUCCACACUCCUGCGCAGUGCCUCCGCUUCCGUCCAGUGGCUGGAGGAGGGCCUGGGUUCACCAGACCUCCCUGUUACCCUGUAGGACUGGGACCCGUCACUCAAACAGCUGGCCAAUCACUGGAGGAGACGUAGCUCUCUAAUGAAGGUCCUUUGGUUUGAAAACACUCCUCACUGGCACUGAAUAAUUGGCAAAGGAUUCUACAUGACAUUUGCAGCCAAGGCCAGUCAAACUUUGGUGUAACGUGAAGAUUGGAGCUCUGGAAAGGACCGUAUGGCUGCCUCUGAUCAGCUGUGGUGUUUAGUUGUUUAUUUAUUAAGAGGGACGCUGAGGCUGCCUUUUGAUUUUCAAUGUCACUAUCAAUGUGAACGGGGACGUGUGACUUGAGUGUGUUUUAUACACGUGUCCCCAAUUUGGAUACUCUAUAGUCUAGAUAAGGUUUUGCUGGCUGUGACCUCAACUCAAGACUACGCAUGAUUAUGAAAUGAUUUGGUUGUGCCAAAGAGAAACCGAGUGAGCAUGUGUGUGUGUUUGUAUGUGCAUCUUGAUUUUUUUUUUUUUUUAUGCCACCGCCAAUCAUUUCUAUGACUUCACAUGCGGCUGAAACUGUAUGAUGUUAUUUAAACAUUUAGAGCUCUAUGAUGAGAAUCAGUGCAAUAUAUUACAGAGUUAAAAUCACAUCUUUGUGUUCCAACUUGCAAUAUAUAUUAAUAGUUCACUCAAAAAUAAAUUGUCAUGUUC
Carassius carassius (crucian carp) is the source of this 2857-nucleotide messenger RNA. RefSeq names its product ectonucleoside triphosphate diphosphohydrolase 4-like. Gene Ontology annotation, molecular function: nucleoside diphosphate phosphatase activity. The transcript is spliced from 13 exons. Gene Ontology annotation, biological process: nucleoside diphosphate catabolic process. The coding region runs from base 341 to 2200 and encodes 619 amino acids. The record is from RefSeq and is a predicted model, not a curated record. NCBI's taxonomy places the organism in Eukaryota, Metazoa, Chordata, Actinopteri, Cypriniformes, Cyprinidae. Gene Ontology annotation, cellular component: membrane.